UUCUUAAACCAAGAUCCCCAAUUGAAAGAAACCCUAGAUUUGCAGAAGUUAGAUCUGUUUUCUUAUUAAGCUUUUCGCACUGGUCUUCUCAAAUCUUUCUUAUCAUCAACCCCUUCCGCAUCUAUCUAAUCGAUUGAUUGAUAGAUAAAUCUUCACAAUAUUGAGCUUCAAUACUUUCUCUCUCUACAUCUUAUCCAUCCCUGUAUACACGUGGAAGAUCGUCCAUACAGAGCUUCGAAUUUGUCUUUCAAUACCAUAAUACAGUCCGAUCUGAAGUUGUUUUAAGGUUGUGUUCUUGUUAGGGUUUCUGUAGUUGUUAGUUUCUAUGGACAUGCCACUUGAUGACAUGAUAAGGAGCAGGCGUAAUAAUGAGAGAGGUAGAGGACAAGGGAGGUCGAUGCGUGGUCGAGGCACAAGAGGAGGAGGACAGAAUCGUUCAUUUGGCAGUGGAAGAAUGACCGAUGCUCCACGCAGCAGAGCCCCGCCUGGGCUGAAUGCUCGUCCUUCAUCUUUUUCCAUUGCAAAGUCUUUUCGCAGCAGAGCAAGGACUUUCCCAUGGCAGCGUGAUUUGGUUGAAGAUAGCCUUAGGGCUGUAGGGAUCUCUAGUUCUGAAAGUGGAACAAAGUUAUAUAUCUCCAACUUGGAUUUUGGAGUGACCAAUGAAGACAUAAGGGAGCUCUUCUCUGAGAUGGGUGAACUUACAAGAUAUGCAGUUCAUUAUGACAAAAAUGGCCGCUCUAGCGGGUCAUCUGAAGUUGUAUUUGCACGUAGGAGUGAUGCGAUUCAAGCACUUAAACGUUAUAACAAUAUACAACUGGAUGGAAAGCCAAUGAAGAUUGAAAUAAUAGGAACAAAUUCUGAAAUUCCUGUUUCUACUCUUGUCAAUGUAGUUGGAGGUGUUAAUGGAAGGAGGACUGUUGUUAUGCCAGGAUCUGGACGUGGAAGAGGAUCUGGACAAGUCAAUCGGGCAUCUGGUCCUAGGAGUCGAGGAGGAUUGACUAAUGGCCGAGGUGGUUUUGCCAAUGGGCGAGGAGGCGGCUCUACUGGCGGCCGAGGUGGAUCUACUGGCGGCCGAGGCGGCGGUUGGGGUAGGGGCCGAGGAAGAGUCCGUGGUGGUGGUGGUCGCGGUCGCGGUCGCGGGAGGAAGAAGCCGAUUGAGAAGUCAGCAGAGGAUCUCGACAAGGAACUCGAGAAUUAUCACGCCGGUGCAAUGGAGACUUGAAAUGUUAAAAUUUGGCUGUGAAAUUUCUAAUGGGUAUCAUUAUUAGGGUUGUUCUUCCUUUUGAAAACAAGCAAGGGAUUUGGGAUUUCUGUCUUGUUGCAUGUUUUUUUUUUAACUUGUAGUUGGUAUGUUCUACUGAAAUUUCUACUUUGAUUGUCAAUGGAAAGCUGUGUGUAUGGUUUGAAAUUUCUAAUUCUAGUAAUUACAUAA
This is a messenger RNA of Impatiens glandulifera, 1432 nucleotides long. RefSeq names its product THO complex subunit 4D. Gene Ontology annotation, molecular function: mRNA binding. The record is from RefSeq and is a predicted model, not a curated record. Gene Ontology annotation, cellular component: nucleus. Bases 326 to 1222 code for a protein of 298 amino acids. Lineage: Eukaryota; Viridiplantae; Streptophyta; Magnoliopsida; Ericales; Balsaminaceae. Gene Ontology annotation, biological process: mRNA export from nucleus. The transcript has 7 exons.